This is a messenger RNA of Sardina pilchardus (European sardine), 10788 nucleotides long. It is a transcript of the gene dmxl1, whose product is annotated as Dmx-like 1. Gene Ontology annotation, biological process: vacuolar acidification. The record is from RefSeq and is a predicted model, not a curated record. Lineage: Eukaryota; Metazoa; Chordata; Actinopteri; Clupeiformes; Clupeidae. Gene Ontology annotation, cellular component: RAVE complex. Gene Ontology annotation, molecular function: protein binding. Bases 259 to 9432 code for a protein of 3057 amino acids. The transcript is spliced from 45 exons.
AACAUCAGCUAUCAUAGCCAGAUACAGUUGCAGUACAGCCAAAGCUUGACUGGUUAGCUGAAUCUGUCGGCAGGUCUGUGUCAUUGCUAUUUUGAAAAAUGUGGUCUAAGAUCGAUACAAAACCUGACGUAUUUAAAAGGUUGAAGGCCUUGAGGCGUUUGUGACAGUGUUAACUCACACUUUCCUCGGACCAUGCCUCUCCACCUGAUCAUACCAGGGUCGAGGCCUAGUUUGGAAUAAAGGGGUACUGCACGGACCAUGAAUCUGCAUCAGGUACUGACUGGGGCAGUGAACCCAGGGGACAACUGCUUUUCUGUGGGCAGCCUGAACAAUGUGCCUUUCACGGCCUACGCCUCCGGCUGUGACAUAGUGAUUCUGGGCAGUGACUUUGAGAGGCUUCAGAUCAUUCCAGGAGCCAAGCAUGGGAACAUCCAGGUGGGCUGUGUGGACUGCUCUCAGCAGGGCGGGCAGAUAGCAGCCUCUUAUGGAAACAUCGUAUGUGUGUUUGAGCCAGUCCCCCUGCUGAAUCCUGAGAAAACGCAAACUCAGAAAUUUGGCUGCCAAUGGCAGAAGAGCGGGCAGUUUGUAUUGCAGUCAAUUGCACACAACCUGGCAUGGAACCCUGCAGGUAUGCAGCUCCUCACAGGCUCCAGCAGCCUCCAGCUGUGGUCCAAUGAGAGCCCCACCUGCGGGCCGGCCGAGGAGGCGUCCAGCUCCAGCACUGAAGGCCACAACACAUGGAGGUGCAUCUGGCAGUGCAAAACGGCCUCCCCGACUCACUUCCUCAAGUUCUCACCUGGAGGAGAAUUCUUUGCCACUGCUGGUCAGGACGACUGCUUAGUGAAGGUGUGGUACGGCACCAGCAGCUGGCAGUGGGACGCUGGCAAGCUGUUCACCCCACCUGAGCAGAGCUCCCUGGGCGGCCUGGACUUCUCCUUCAUCUACCUGGCCCACCCCCGCUCAGUCACCGGCUUCUCCUGGAGGAAGACCAGCAAGUACAUGCCAAGAGGUGCGGUGUGCAAUGUGCUCUUGACCUGCUGCAAGGACAGUGUGUGUCGUCUCUGGGCGGAGACACUGUUGCCAAGUGACUGCCUGCUCUCUGGACUCAAGCACAAUAACCCUGGCAACCACCAGAACUACGGUGACCCCAACCGGCUGGCCAGGGACAACAAGAAGCUCCCAACCAAUGGCAAAUCACCAAAUCCACUGGAGCUCAACCUGCAGGAGUCGUGGGGGGGUUCUCAACGUGGCAUUCUUGCCCACACCAGCCUGCUCCCCCAGCAGCAGGGGAAGCACUACAGCCACAAGCCCACCCAGCCGCGCGCCAACGCACUCUGCCACUUCCACAUCGCCGCCAGCAUCAACCCUGCCACAGAUAUCCCGCUGCUGCCCUCCAUCUCGUCUCUGAAUGGCACAGACGAGGAGGAGCCGGGGGGGCCCUUCACAGUGCACUGGCUCAACAACAAGGAGCUGCAGUUCACUCUGGCCAUGGAGGUGCUGCUGCAGAUGCUGCGCAGCGCUCAGGAGAGCCCCAGUGGGGCCAACACCGCCGACAACACCGCAGACUCCAUGUUUGUGGAGGACAGCCCCGGGGGUGGUGCUCAGUCUCCGGCGCCGCUGGAGGGGGGGAUGGACGUGGCGGCGGUGGAGCAGCAGGUGGAGCUGCUGCUGGAGGACUGGAACAGGAGCGCAGACAUGCUCUUCAGCAUCCACCCCACCGACGGAUCCCUGCUCGUCUGGCACACCGACUGGCUAGAUGAGUACCAGCCUGGGAUGUUCCGCCAGGCUCAGGUGUCAUUUGUGUCCCGCAUCCCUGUGGCAUUCCCGACGGGCGACGCCAACUCUCUGAGCCGCAGCGUGGUCAUGUACGCCUGCAACAAGAACGUGGACCUGGCCAUCCAGCAGGGCCGGCAGCAGCAGCAGCAGCGUCCGUCCGGCGGGGGGGGCCUGCCCCGCUCCUCCUCCCUCAUCUCCUGCUUCGGCCACCAGGGCAAGGGCUCGGCGGGGUCAGCAGGGGUCAGCGGCGGCCUGCGCCUCAGCAUCUUCACGCCCAGCGUGCUGAUGAUCUCCAAGCACGCCGACGGCUCGCUCAACCAGUGGGCGGUGAGCUUCGGCGAGGACUCGGCCUUCUCCACGGUGCUGAGCGUGUCCCACCGCUCGCGCUACUGCGGCCACCGCUUCCACCUCAACCACCUGGCCUGCCACUCGCUGCUGCCGCUGCUGCUGACCACCUCGCACCACAACGCCCUGCGCUCCCACGCGCCCGCCACCGCCACCGCCGCGCUCAGCCCGGCCCACGCGCCCCACGCCGGCCGCCACAGCAAGGGCUCGCUCAGCGCCGCGCCCCAGGAGCCCAGUGCCAUCUACAGCGAGCUGAUCCUGUGGCGCGUGGAGCCCGUGGGGCCGCUCUCCUUCUCCGGCGGCGUGUCGGAGCUGGCCAGGAUCAACUCGCUCCACGCCUCGGCCUUCGCCAACGUGGCCUGGCUCCCCACACUCAUCCCCAGCAACUGCCUGGGUGAGUAUGGCAGCUCCCCCAGUGCCUGUUUUGUGGCAAAUGAUGGUCAUUCUCUGCGCUUGUAUCAAGCUGUCAUUGAGGCCAAGAAGUUACUUAGUGAGGUCUCCAAUCCAGAAAAUUCUAAAUCUGUAGGAGAAGCGUUUAACAUCAUCAGUCAGCAGUCCACGGCCCGACCAGGCUGCAUCAUUGAGCUGGACGUGAUCACAGACUUUCAGGGGAAGCAGACCCAGCUGCUGCACGUGUUCGAGGAGGACCUGAUCUUGGGGAACCGGAGGCCCGAUGGAGAACCACAGGAGGCGCCACCUACAGACUCGGCCUGUGGCCAGUCUGUGUUUUCUGCAAGGUUUUUCUUAGUGGUGAUGGAGGCCACACCCACCGGGAGGUCCCUGCUGCACAUGUGGCUCCUCCAGCUCUCAGCUGAACCCGUCUCAUCAGGUGAAGCGUCCACUCCUGCUGGCCGAGACCAGAGUGGCUCUGGGUCCAUCUUUGAUGCGCUGGGCUCUCCUGCGCGGCCCCAGCGGAGCGGAGGGAGCCCCUGUGGCCUGCACGGUGCCUGCCGUCUGGCCCUCCACAGCGCCCGCGUCUUCAGCCAGGAGCUGGAGCUCCCCGCCGGCGUGGAGGUCAUCAGAGUCACACCUGCGGCAGGUCACUUGAGCUCCUCAUCUCUUCAGCCUGCCGGCCGAGCGCCCUACCUGCUGGCCACCUCCUGCUCCGACGGCCAGGUGCGCUUCUGGAGGUGCGGCCUCGCUCCCGAGCCCCUCAUGGAGAGCCAGUCGGAGUACGUGUGGGAGGAGUGGCCUCUCCUGGUGGAGGAGGGCUCAGCCAAUAGCAGCGCGGUCAGCAUCUCCAGCCAACCAAUCGCCGUGUGCUGCUGCCACACUAGCCGGGUGGUGGUGGCGUACCGCGACCCCGCCGGCCCUCAGGGGGACCAGGCCAAGGACUCUCCACUCCUCGUCAGCAUUUUCCAGUGCGAGUCCACGGGAGGCUCCCAGUGGGUGCUGGAGCAGACGCUGCAGCUGGACAGUCCCGCUGAGGCCAGCUGGGACCGAAGGCUGUCCGCGGGGCCGGUCAACGGCAAGCAUGGCGGCGGCGGGGACGAGUGCCAGUUCAGCGGCCGGAGCACUGUCCACCUGGACUGGGUCUCCCGAGAGGACGGCUCGCACAUCCUCACCGUCGGCGUGGGCUCCAGGCUGCACAUGUACGGGCCACUCCUGGUCAAGCCGCCCGAGCUGGGCCUCUCUGACGGGGGCAGAGACGGGGCGUGGGAUGCCUCGCGGCUGGUUCUCCUGCGGGCGGUGGACCUGGUGUCGUCGGUGGAGGGCUCUCUGCCCAUCCCGGUGUCCCUGUCCUGGGUGCGCGACGGCAUCCUGGUGGUGGGCAUGGACUGCGAGAUGCACGUCUACUCCCAGUGGCAGCCGCCCGCCCCCGCCCGCUCUGCCAGCGUGUCCAGGGGCACGGACUCGGGCAGCGUCAGCUCGCUGCUGGGCACCAAGCAGGACAGCCACACGCCCUCCCCCGUGGCCUCCAGGAAGCCGCUGGCGCGCUCCCUCACCAGCCUGGCACAGAAGCUGAACAGUGGCGGGGGCAAGCGCGGUGGCAUGGAGCUGCCCGCCCAGCUGGAGGACAGCGGGCUGUUCGAGGCGGCGCACCAGCUGUCCCCAACGCUGCCCCAGUACCACCCCGUCCAGCUGCUGGAGCUCAUGGACCUGGGCCGCGUGCGCAGGGCCAAGGCCAUCCUGUCCCACCUGGUCAGGUGCGUGGCGGGUGAGGGGGUGCUGCUGAAGGGGGAGGAGGGCGGAACCGGCGUGGGCGCUCGUCAGCGCUCGCGGACCUUCAGCGCGGGCGGGGGCACCUCGCGGGACGCCAAGCUGUUCCAGCGGCCCGAGGCGGCGUCCGACUACGCCGAGAUCGAGUCCAUCCCGCCGCUCCCGCUCUACGCGCUGCUGGCCGCCGACCACGACUCGUCCGGUGGUGCCAAAGACGGGCCGGUCAGUGCGGGGCCAGACAGUGGACGCGGCUCCAGCCCCCGCAGCAACCCGCCCAGCGCCUACGAGCAGCUCUUCCAGUCGUCCACCACGCCCUCCAGCGAGCAGCUGCCCGACCCCUUCCUGGACGAGGAGGACGAGGACGGCGACAAGGCCAAAGUGAUCGACCUGUCGCAGUACGGGCCCACGGCGUUCGGACCGGAGCACGCCCAGGUGUUGUCCAGCUACCUGCUGCAGGCCAGCCUCCCGGGCCUCACGCGCAUGGAGCAGAUGUCCCUCAUGGCUCUGGCCGACACCGUGGCCUCCACACGCACUGACAUCGGAGAGAGCCAGGCCAAGGGCCAGGGUGGCGAGACGCUGGACGACUGUGGCCUGAGGUUCCUGCUGGCGGUGCGUCUGCACACCUUCCUGCUGACCUCGCUGCCCCCUGCUCACCGCGCCCAGCUGCUGCACCAGGGGCUGUCCACGUGCCACUACGCCUGGGCCUUCCACUCGGAGGCGGAGGAGGAGCUGCUGAACAUGCUGCCGGCGCUGCAGAAGGGGGACCCCGCCUGGGCAGAGCUGCGGGCCAUGGGCCUGGGCUGGUGGCUCCGCAGCACCCCACGCCUCCGCCGCUGCAUAGAGAAGGUGGCCAAAGCAGCGUUCCAGAGGAACAACGACCCCCUGGACGCCGCACUCUUUUAUCUCGCCAUGAAGAAGAAGGCCGUGGUGUGGGGCCUCUACAGGUCCCAGAAGAAUGCCAAGAUGACGGAGUUCUUCAGCCAUAACUUCAGUGAGGACCGCUGGAGGAAAGCAGCGCUGAAGAAUGCCUUCUCCUUGUUAGGAAAACAACGCUUCCAGCACUCUGCUGCCUUCUUCCUCCUCGCAGGCUCCCUCAAGGAUGCUGUGGAGGUGUGCAUAGAGAAGCUCCAGGACCUGCAGCUGGCGCUGGUGAUCACGCGUCUGUACGAGUCGGAGUUUGAGAUCUCGUCCACGUACAAGCGCAUCCUGCAGAGGCACGUGCUGGGGCAGGAGCAGCACAUGGCCCCCCACGCCGACCCCUUCCUGCGCAGCAUGGCCUGCUGGGUACUGGACCGCUACAGCCGCGCCCUGGACACUCUCCUGGAGCCGCCCACCUCACCAGGGGACCAAUCACAUUCCACUGAGCACAAGCAAGGGCCAGUGGCCAUGUCUCAGUGUAACCCUGAGGUGUUCAACUUCUACACGUACCUGCGCACUCACCCCCUGCUGCUGCGGCGGCACCUGGGCUCGCGGGAGAGGCGCGGCGGGCUGACGGCCGAGGGCCGCGAGGAGGACUCGGUCACGCUGCUGGAGCGCCGCCUCUUCUUCACCGCCGCCUACGCACACCUGCAGGCCGGCUGCCCCCUGCUGGCCCUGGAGGUGCUGUCACGCCUGCCCCGCGCCAUCAAGGCCAGCGCUCCCGCCCCGCUGGACGCCUCUGACCACCAGCCGCCGGCCGAGCAGGCCAGCGCCGCCACCGAGCCCGACUGGUCGCAGCCGCUCUUCAACGGCUUCGGCUCGGCCUGCGACUCGCCGUCCUCGCUCGACCCCAGCCGCUCGGACUCGGCGCUCAGCCUGGACUGGAGCCAGCCGUCGGCCAGCAUGGCGGACGAGCCCCUGGAGCUCAAGUGGGACAGCGACAAAGACGAGGACGAAGAGGACGAGGAGGAGGAGGAAGAGGACGGUGAGAAGAGGCAGGCAGAGGCCGCUAAGGCGGACGAGGCCCGGGAUGCGUCCGGCGUGGGGGCCUUCCCCGACCCGUCGGCCGCGUCCAGCCCGGCGCACCCUCCCUCGGAGGCCGUGUCCAGUCCCGCUCCGCUGGCGCUGGCCGGCGAGGACAUCCUGGCGGCGCAGCUCAAGUUCCGCGCCUGCCUCAAGCUGCUGACGUCCGAGCUGCGCACGCUGGCGUCCGGCUGCCCUCUGGACGGGGGCCGUCUGCGGCAGCAGCUGGCCGUGUGGCUGCAGCGCGAGGUGGAGGCCCUGGAGGGCUGCUGCGGCUACAGCCCCUGCCCCCCCACCCCACAGGCCUCGGCGCCGCACGGGGAGAGCCUCUUCUCCCUGUCCCCUGUGGCCGAGGCCCUGUCUGGGGGAGCGGCGGCGGGCCGGGCCGGGGCCGGGGCCGGGGCGGAUGCUGUGCCAGCCCAGGGCAGGAGGCAGUGGCUGCAGAGGAACCAGCAGCUGCUGAGGAUCUUCCUGAGCUACUGCAGCCUGCACGGCUCCCAUGGGGGAGGACUGGCCUCAGUCCACAUGGAGCUCAUCCUGCUGCUGCAGGAGUCCCAGCAGGAUGACCGUGUGUGUUCAGCGGUGAUGAGCCCUCCUCCUCCUGCCACCAUUCCUCUGCUGCUGUCCUGCAUGGGCGGCUCGCGCACCGUGGUGGCCAACCCCGUGUCCCACCUGACCAGCCUGACGCACGACAUCCUGCGCACCAUCAACGCCCUGGACUCCCCCCCGCACCCCGACUCCGUCAGCAGCAAGAUCUAUGUGAUGCAUGCGUUGGCUUCCUCGCUGUCUGCCUGUAUCUACCAGUGUCUGUGUGAUGGACACCCGUACAGUCAGGUGAAUGGCUUCAUGGGACCAGUGUACCAGAGCACGCUGCAUUCCCAGCACCUAGCAGGUCGUGGCCUCAGCACAGAGGAGACCAUCCUGCCCAACACCCCCCCAGCCCAGUGGCCAGGCGUGGCGGCGCUGGUGCGUGUGCUGAGCGCGUGCGGCGGGGAGGAGGGCCGGGCGGGGCUGGGCGUGCUGCUGUGCGAGGUGCUGACGGCCGUCUUCCUCAGCCUGUUCGUGCAUGGCCUGGCCACCCACUCCAGCGCCCAGCUCUUCCGCGUGCUGGCGCACCCCCUCAACAGCAAGCUGUGGGUCGCCGUGUUCGGGGGAGGGGCGCGCCUGCCCUCCGUCACCAAGGACACAACCCCAGUGGCCGUGGCCCAUGAGGAGGCGGACAGGAAGCAGAAGCGCUUCCGCCUGCGCUCCUCACGCAGCAGCUCCAGGGAGGCGCCGGCCGAGAGCCCGCCCAGCCCACACAGCCCGCCCGCAGAGCCCCGCCCCUCCAGCGCCAUCGAGCGCUUCGUCCCGCCCGAGCUCAGCAUCUGGGACUACUUCAUCGCCAAGCCGUUCCUGCUCCCCUCAGACAGCAGGCUGGAGUACGACUCUGAGGAGAGUCUGGGCAGUGAGGAUGAGGAGGAGGAAGAUGACUACACGGACGCCUUCGACUCCAGCUCACCUCUACGAGAACAUUCCAACCACAACUCCUACAGCUGGUGUCUAAUGCGUCUGGCCAUGGUUCAGAUGGUCCUGUCCAACCUGAGGUCCUUCUACCCCAUGGCAGGCCACGACCUCAUGGACCUCCCCGUGGGCUCUCCACUGUGCCAUGCCGUGCUGAAGACCCUGCAGCGCUGGGAACAGGUGCUCCUCAAGAGGCUGGAGAUCUUCGGAGGGCCUCCCCCCAAGUACAUCUCCACCCAUCCCCACGAGGACAGCUGCGCCCCUGGGCCCGCUCUGCUCCGCCACAAGGCUCUGUAUGAACCCUCCAACACCCCGUUCAGGUCCCAGCAGCACGCUGCUCUGCCGGUGCGGCGCCUGUGGCAGUACCUGGUCAAGCAGGAGGAGGUGCAGGAGACCUUCAUCCGCAACAUCUUCACCAAGAAGAGGGACCAGAACGAGUCGUUGGAAGACGGCAGGGAUUAUGGGAAAUGUUCAGGCGCGGACGAGCCUAACCUCAACCAGAUUGAGGCAGAUCUGGGAUACCCAGGUGGGAAGGCCCGCAUCAUUCACAAGGAAUCAGACAUCAUUACGGCGUUUGCCAUCAACAAGGCCAACCGGAACUGCCUGGUCAUCGCCUCCACACAUGACAUCCAGGAGCUGGACGUGUCGUCCAUCCUGGCCACGCAGAUCCUGACGUGGAUCGACGACGAGGCAGAAGUGGAGGCCAAAGGGGGUGAUGAGUUUCUGGUGGUCCAUGCACGAGAUGACUUUGCCACCCUCCAUGGCACCACCCCCUACACACACAGCAGCCCCGGGACGCCCAUCAACCUGCCCUGGCUGGGCAGCAUGCAGACUGGCCGAGGGGCCUCUGUGCUCAUCAAGAGGAACAUCAACAAUGUGAGGAGGAUGGCCUCCCACCCAACACUCCCCUACUACCUCACUGGGGCUCAGGACGGCAGUGUGAGAAUGUUUGAAUGGGGUCACUCACAACAGAUCAUCUGCUUCAGGAGCCCUGGCAACUCGAGAGUGACACGAAUCCGUUUCAACUACCAGGGAAACAAGUUUGGCAUUGUGGAUGCAGAUGGAGCCUUGAGCUUGUGGCAGACCAACACAACAGGGAACACCCCCAAACCUUUCAUGACGUUGCAGUGCCAUAAUAAGACUGCUCAUGACUUCGUCUUCGUGGGCUCAUCCUCACUCAUCGCCACAGCAGGGCUGUCCACAGACAACAGGAACGUGUGCUUGUGGGACACACUGGUCACACCAGCUAACAGUUUAGUCCACGCCUUCUGCUGCCAUGAGACGGGGGCGACGGUGCUGGCCAUGGCCCCUAAGCAGCAGCUGCUGUUGGCGGGCGGCCGGCGCGGCUGGAUCAGCGUGCUGGACCUCACCCAGCGGCAGCAGCGCCAGAGCUACCAGGCCCACGACUCGCCCGUCAAAGCGCUGGCCGUGGAGCCCACCGAGGCCUGCUUCAUCAGCGGCUCCGCCGAGGGCAACAUCAAGGUGUGGAGUUUGCUGACUCAGACCCUGCUCCAUUCCUUUCCCAACGAGCACGCGCGCCAGUCUCUCUUCCGCAACCUGGGCACGGGCGUCAUGCAGAUCGAGGCUGCGCCCUCCAACCAGGUGUUCUCCUGCGGAGCCGACGGCACCAUGAAGCUGCGGGUUCUCCCCGACCGCCUCAGCGUGCAGGCCAGUCGAGCCAGGAACAACGUCAAGUUCAUCAUCUAGAACCGCACCAUUCCACAGGUCGCCUGGAGCAGGAACAACAUCAAGUUCAUCAUCUAGAACCGCACCAUUCCACAGGUCGCCUGGAGCAGGAACAACAUCAAGUUCAUCAUCUAGAACCGCACCAUUCCACAGGUCGCCUGGAGCAGGAACAACAUCAAGUUCAUCAUCUAGAACCGCACCAUUCCACAGGUCGCCUGGAGCAGGCCUAUCAGCUUCCUCUAAACUGCACUCAUCUUAAUGCUUCAUCAAACUCAAUGUGGAGUCCACUCCAGUUGAUCAGUGUCUGGACCCUUGGCAUGUCAUGAGGGGUCAAAUCCAACAUGCGGGCCAUAGCUGCCCCCCACACACUGGGGCAUGCACAUGGCUGCCUGAGCCAAACCUGUUGGAGACGGUCAGACUUUGUGUACACAGUGCAUUGUGGGAGGAAUAAUCUAUGAGGUUCUCCCCCCAUGCAGGUUCACUGUAAGAAGUAAAGACAAGAUCAUGGUAACAGGCUGUUAAAGCACAAGAUAUGAGAUGUCCACCUCAAUAAGGAACCAUUGAACUGCUAUGAUUCAGUUACCUUCAUCAGAGCCUUAAAGUCAUCUGCAAUAUAAGCUGUCUAGUGGUAUAUUGUGAGUGUAGCCUAGAAACGAACUGAUAAGUGUCCUUAUAACCUGCGUAUUUUACUAUGUUAGUCGGAUCACAUGGUACAGACUAGCCACAUAAAUCAUGUGGAUGUGCUGGGUGAAUAUCAAGCACACCGAUGCACGCUAUACUGAAGCUCAUUCUCAACAUUCAUGAAAAAAGCUAAAGGCUAAAAAAACAAAGCACUUUCUCAUUGUGGAUAUUAAUUACCUUUUAGACAAAGUAGUGUGCAUUUCGUGCACAGUUUAUCUUGUAUGGUCAUGAAAACUAAAAUCAGUGAUGUGAAAAUCCUAUAUUCUCUUAAGAUUUAUCCAUGUAUAACUAUCAGUUUUCUAGCUUUACUAGGUGGCUAGCACCUAGACCAGAUGGUUGUGUGUGUGCGUGUUUUUUUUUUUUUUUUAAUCUGUUAAAUAAUAUAAUUGGGUCUGCAUUUUUCUUGCUGCCAAAAAUGUAACUUAAAUAAUCAUCCUCAUUGCCUUGAGAGAAUCACGUUAUUUGGAGGAGGAGGGCUUACAGACCUUCAGUGUUUAUCAUAUUACUGAAGCUGGGUCAAGGACAAAACAGCCUCACAAACGUGCUUAUGAAGUGAAACAGAUGGCUUAUGUGCGCCAAUCAGUAGGAUGCUACUAGAAAACUGUACAUUUGCUUCCCACGUGGAGGGAAGUAAAUGAUUAAUUUUAUGGUAAUUAUGAUUUCUUUGUGUAAAUAUAGAAGUAAGUAAGGACUUGA